This is a messenger RNA of Punica granatum (pomegranate), 2645 nucleotides long. The record is from RefSeq and is a predicted model, not a curated record. NCBI's taxonomy places the organism in Eukaryota, Viridiplantae, Streptophyta, Magnoliopsida, Myrtales, Lythraceae.
AUGGCUUCUGCUGCCAUUAGAGUUCUGCUUCUUCUUCCUCUUCUUCCAUCUGCCACAUUGUCCCAAGCUCAAAGCAACAUAAACUUGGGCUCAUCUCUCCCUGCAGAUGGUCCGAACUCCUCAUGGAAGUCACCCUCGGGAGACUUUGCCUUUGGGUUCAAGAGGAUUAGUAAUGGGAGCUUUCUACUGGCCAUAUGGUUCGAUAAGAUACAUGAGAAAACAGUUAUCUGGUCUGCAAACGGGGAUAAGUUGGCUCCAGAAGGAUCAAAUGUUGAGUUGACCCGGGAGGGGCGUUUAGUUCUCAGUGAUCCAAAAGGUGAAGAAAUUUGGGCUACGCCGACGGAUACGGGAGUUUCCUAUGCAUCCAUGCUCGACACCGGGAACUUUGUCCUAGAGGAUGGAAAAGGCUCCAACCUGUGGGAGAGUUUCAGUCAACCUUCCGAUACAAUUCUGCCUACACAGGUGUUAGAUCAAGGGGCCAAACUUGUAUCCCGAUACUCUGCCACGAACUACUCAAGUGGAAGAUUUGAGCUUUGGUUGCAGGGCGAUGGGAAUCUUGUUAUGUACACUCCCCCGAUGUUCGACCCAACUUCCUCCUACUGGUCCACCCAAACUGCAGGCAGUGGCUAUCAGGUGAUUUUCAACCGGACAGGGCAGAUCUAUCUCACCUAUAGGAACGGUUCUGUGCUCAGUAAGAUAAUGUCUCAACCUGUCUCGAGCAGCGAGGUUUACCAGAGAGCGGUCCUCGAAUACGAUGGAGUGUUCAGGCAGUAUGUUUACCCGAGAAAUGCGAGCUUGGGUUCAGGGAGGGUCAUGGGCUGGUCCCAAGUUUCUUCCCCAGUCCCAACAAACAUCUGCACAAGUAUUAGGCAAAAUAUUGGUGUUGGGGCAUGUGGGGUGAACAGCUACUGUGUCCUCGAAGAUGACCAGAGGCCAAGAUGCAAAUGCCCAUCUGGGUACAGCUAUAUUGAUCCGUCAUACGAGAUGGAUGGAUGCAAGCCGGAUUUUCUACCUCAGAGUUGCGAUGAAGGUAUGCUGGAAAAAGAGUUAUUCACAAUGCGCGAUAUGAUCAACGUCAAUUGGCCACUCAAUGAUUAUGCUUUUUAUCGGAAUCAGGAUGAGGAGUCCUGCAGGCAGGCUUGUUUGAAUGAUUGCUUAUGCGAUGUUGUAAUAUUUGGAGGCAGCACCUGCUGGAAGAAGAGGAUGCCUGUCUCGAAUGGAGCGUUUGAUCCCAGUGCCAGUGACACAAAAGCCCUCAUCAAGGUGAGGACUAAUAACUCUACUCCGAAUAUCCCGCUUGGUGGGCCAAGGAAGAGAGAUAACAGGUCUAUGAUUAUUAUUGGAUCAGUCUUUCUGAGCAGCUCAGCAGCAUUAAACCUGUUCCUACUUCUCUUAACCUCCCUGAUUUGGUUCCGAUACACUCGCGGGCAAAAAGCUCUAGGUGUGAAACCGAAUGUGAUAAGUCCGUUCACUAGCAUGCAGAGUUUCACAUACCAGGAGCUCAGAGAAGUGACCGGUCAGUUCCAGGAAGAGCUGGGUAGAGGUGCUUUUGGGUCGGUAUAUAAGGGAGUUCUCACAUGUAAUGAGAGUAGGGUUAUUGCGGUAAAAGUAUUGGAAAAGUUAACUGCUGAUGGUGAUGGAGAGUUCAAUACCGAAGUGGGCACGAUUGGACGGACCAAUCACAGGAACCUUGUCGAACUCAUCGGGUUCUGCAACGAGGGCCAGAACCGCCUUUUGGUGUAUGAGUUCAUGCCAAAUGGUUCACUGGCUGAUUUUCUGUUUAAAGGUUCAAGGCCAAGCUGGUUUAAAAGGACCGAGAUUGCCUGUGGGGUAGCCAGGGGCCUCUUAUACCUCCAUGAGGAGUGCAGCAAGCAGAUUAUCCAUUGCGACAUAAAGCCGCAGAAUAUCCUACUCGAUGAGUCUCUCACGGCGAAGAUAUCCGAUUUCGGGUUAGCGAAGCUUCUGAUGACUGACCAAACACGAACUAUGACUGCGGUCAGGGGGACAAAGGGAUAUUUAGCUCCAGAAUGGUUCAGGAACAUGCCAAUUUCUGUUAAAGUGGACAUCUACAGCUUCGGUAUUCUGCUGCUGGAGCUGAUUUGCUGCAGGAAGAGCUGCGAGUUCGAAUUAUAUGAUGAGGAUCAGAUGAUACUCUCUGAUUGGGUUUAUGAUUGCUACUACCAAGGUAAGCUUGAUCUAAUUGGAGGGGGCGACGAGGAGAUGCUUGAAGACAUGAAGAGAAUGCGGAGAUUCGUUAUGGUAGCAAUGUGGUGCAUACAGGAAGACCCAUCUUUGAGGCCGCCUAUGAAGAAAGUCACUCAAAUGCUCGAAGGUGCAGUUGAGGUUUCUAUUCCACCGGCACCGUCCUCAUUUAUCGGUUCAAUCUAAUUAUUCUCCGUGCAAUCAGGAUAUUAGGUUUUUUAGUAUUAUGUUCUUGUUUGUCGGUGAUCUGAAAUAAAAUGUCGAACAUCUUAAUAUGUUUAAUAUGUUACAUACAAUUGAAGAUAGUUUCCGGGAAAAAAAAGGCUCAUUUCCUUUCCUGCAGACCGAACAACGAGUAUUCAUGGUCACAGGAGCUUUUCAGCAAAUAUUGUUUUAGAGAAGGAUAAAGUUUGAAUAAAUCGACAAGGCGAAUAAACCUGGAA